This is a messenger RNA of Eutrema salsugineum, 1895 nucleotides long. Its product is annotated as TOM1-like protein 3. Gene Ontology annotation, molecular function: ubiquitin binding; phosphatidylinositol binding. Gene Ontology annotation, biological process: protein transport to vacuole involved in ubiquitin-dependent protein catabolic process via the multivesicular body sorting pathway. Lineage: Eukaryota; Viridiplantae; Streptophyta; Magnoliopsida; Brassicales; Brassicaceae. The record is from RefSeq and is a predicted model, not a curated record. The coding region runs from base 232 to 1758 and encodes 508 amino acids. The transcript has 10 exons.
AGUCGCAGUUGAUUUAUGGACGGCUAAGCCUGAUGAUGACCUGAUACAAUCAUACAAAAGUUCGAUCGUUUUCGAAUACAAGUGUUAGUUUUUUUCCCGAGAAUUCGUUAAAUUGUUUCAUCUCCUCAAUCGCAAAUUUUCGCUCGGUCUAUCACCUAUUCUCAAGUUUAAAGUCUAUAGACAGGAAACUUGAAGCUUUAGGAUUUGAAUUGAAAAAGAAGCGAACUUGCAAUGGCAAAUAACGCGGCUGCUUGUGCUGAGAGGGCUACAAAUGAUAUGCUGAUUGGUCCAGAUUGGGCUAUCAACAUUGAACUGUGUGACAUUAUCAACAUGGAUCCUAGUCAAGCAAAAGAAGCAGUGAAGGUGCUCAAGAAGCGGUUAGGAAGUAAAAAUUCUAAAGUGCAGAUUCUUGCUCUUUAUGCAUUGGAAACUCUGAGUAAGAAUUGUGGCGAGAGCGUGUACCAGCUUAUCGUGGACCGUGAUAUUUUGCCUGAUAUGGUCAAAAUCGUGAAGAAAAAGCCAGACUUGAGUGUAAGGGAGAAGAUACUUAGUUUAUUAGAUACAUGGCAAGAAGCUUUUGGUGGAAGUGGCGGAAGAUUCCCUCAGUAUUACAAUGCUUAUAAUGAACUCAGGUCUGCUGGAAUUGAGUUCCCACCUCGAACCGAGAGCAGUGUACCAUUCUUCACUCCACCUCAAUCUCAGCCCAUUAUUGCUCACGCCACUGCAACUGAUGAAGAUGCUGCUAUUCAAGCAUCUUUGCAAAGUGAUGAUGCUUCUGCACUCAGCAUGGAAGAGAUUCAAAGUGCUCAAGGAUCAGUUGAUAUUUUGAUGGACAUGCUUGGGGCUCUUGAUCCAAGCCAUCCUGAGGGUUUAAAGGAAGAACUUAUAGUUGACUUGGUAGAGCAAUGCCGUACUUAUCAAAGACGUGUAAUGACUCUGGUCAACACUACAUCAGAUGAGGAACUUCUCUGUCAAGGAUUGGCAUUAAACGACAAUUUGCAGCGUGUUCUUCAGCACCAUGAUGAUAAGGCAAAGGGAAACUCUGUUCCUGCAACAGCUUCCACUCCAAUACCGCUUGUCAGCAUCAACCACGACGAUGAUGAUGAGUCAGAUGAUGAUUUUGCUCAGCUAGCUCACAGGUCGAAAAGAGAGAGCGCACGAGGGAGUGGACAAGGGGGUUUCAACCCUAUCCUUCCUCCCCCACCAUCUACAAGGAGGCCAGUACAUGUUGAAUCUGGUGCUAUGGACUUCCUCAGUGGUGAUGUCUACAAACCUCAAGGAACCUCGGAGAGUGUAAAGCCUCCGAGUACUUCCCAUUCAUCAAAUCAAGACUCUUCUGCUCCUGUUUUCGAUGAUCCAACUCCCCAUAGCAAAUCCCCUGAGCAAGCUUUGUUCACCAAACCAGUUAAUGACCAAUCAGAGCGAUUGCCUCCUGCUCCUUGGGAUGAAGGAACCAGGGUUUUUCCACCACCGAUGUCUGCUAGAACCAACCGUAGGCCAGAAUACUUGAAGCAUAAUAAUGUUCCUCAACACUCAAGCAGUGGCUCUGAUUCCUCUUACGAGGAUCUCGUGGGACAAUCGCGGAAUCUCUCUCUGAAUCCAACCGCCUCUGCUGCUUCUGCUGCUACACCACCAAAGAAAGAUGACAAACCAGAGGAUAUCCUUUUCAAAGACCUGGUGGACUUUGCAAAAACCAGGAAACCAUCGUCUUCUUCUUCUUCCUCCAAACCCAACAAUCAGAACAACAAACCGUUUUGAGACAGAGCUGCCAGUUGUUGCUUUAGUAACAACUACUCUUUACCAUUCUUUCUUCUUCACUUGUGUUCUUGUUUUCUUUGAUUGAACAUGGAUGAUGAAAGUCGUGUUUUUUUUUUUUAAUAAAUUUUUUUAUCAAA